AUGAAUGCUCCUGAGGACCCAUUGGGAGAGUUCGAUAUCUCGCUAAUAGAGUCUUAUUGUCCUAUACUUCCUCCUCCAGCUGACUUCAAGGACUCUUCCUUGUUCGUUCUUCCAGAAUUGGAUCUAAACUAUGAUCUCGAUUCUUUGCUUGCGCCUACAUGGACAAACUGCGAAACUAUCGCGCCGUCCGCAUUAUCUUCACCCUCCCAUUCACGUUGUCAUUCCAAACAAUUAUCUUUAGCUUCCCCAUUAUUAGAAAGCAAAAUAUUACCUGGAAUACCACCUUUGAUUGAACAGGAUGAUUCUCCAUUGUCCUCACCGCCCACAUCAAAUUGUCCCUCCACCAUAAAAAAAUCCGCCUCGAGGAGAAAAUCUAGAUCAAGGAAUAACAGUAUUGGCUGCGACAUUUUCUCAUACAAUUACUGUACCACUAAUAACACCAAGUUUAAAGUAAGCAAAAGUGCAAAUACUUCCCCUAUUUUAAAGCCCCCACUUAAGCCAUCUGUUACUAUUGCAUCCAUUGAUACCCUUGGUCGUUUUCAAAAAUCCACAUCUUCAAAUUUCCUAAGUGGCUCAAAAUCUUCCCCUCCCGCCCCAAUUGCGCCACCACCACCACUUCCACCACCAACUACCAAGAAGAGAUCUAAGUCAGUGGGUAACCCAUUCUAUAAACCAAUAAUGCAUGUUGUUUCUCCAAGUCAGCAACAGCAAAGACAGAAGAGAACGGAAUCGUUUGAUAGCACUCUGCUAGUGCUUGACAAUAACAGUUUUAUUGAAACUACAACUAUAGAUCAAAAACUUAACGAAGAAGUCUUUGUGGUGGAAUCUUUAUUUGGCAACUACAACAGAUUCGCAAACGACGUUUCAGACAACAAGGAGAAUUAUUUUGAUCCUUUAUCAGAAUCGUUCUCAGUAUAA
This is a messenger RNA of Spathaspora passalidarum NRRL Y-27907, 918 nucleotides long. RefSeq lists its product as uncharacterized. The transcript has a single exon. Lineage: Eukaryota; Fungi; Ascomycota; Pichiomycetes; Serinales; Debaryomycetaceae. Bases 1 to 918 code for a protein of 305 amino acids. The record is from RefSeq and is a predicted model, not a curated record.